ACGAAAAUAGCAUGAACUGAACAUAAAUAUUUAUGAAAGAAAAAUAUUAUUAAAACAAAAAAAGCACAACAGAAGAUCAGAGUUAAAAGAUUCAAGAUUAAAAAAAAUAAGCUGAAGAAGAUAAUCAAAUUCACAACUCUUUUUUUUUCUUUGACUGCUGACUCCUUAACUAGGAUCGUCUUUCUUUUAUCCACAUGUAAAAUUCUCACUCAUUUUUUUUUCUCACUUCACUGACCAUCAGUUUUAAGUUAGAAAUUCUUCUUGAACAUCGUUAUUUCAAUAAGAUUCAAGGUCAUCCGAAACUUAUCAGCAAGAAUUCAUUUAAAAAAAAGAGGAGUGAAGAGACAUAUUUCCUGGGGAAAAUGAGGGGAGGGGGAAGUGUCUAUUUUACAGCUGACGUCAACACUGGCCCCACCCUGAUUUAUGUUUCUCCACUCCACUCUCACCCCUUCACUUUACAGCUAUUCCUAGGCAAAAACGAAAGCUCCCUCUCUUAUGAAUAGUGAUUUAUUUAUUCUAAGAAAGGAUGGGGGUGGGAAAAUUCUAGGUGCGUUGACUUUUGUUUGGAGUAUCAUUAAGCAUGAAAAAAUAACAGGUGGUAAAAAAUGAUGAUGAAAUUUCAUUGUGAGAUAUUAGGGGCUUCUGUGGAGCAAAAUUUUUUAAGGGAAAAAAGUAAUACUAUAUUGUCUGCCCCAUUCGAUACGCAUUCCUACUAAGAUUUCAAGCUUUAAAUCAAUAAAGCCGCGGCAUAUCUCCGUGAAAUUACGGUAGCUGUCAUCAUGGCUAAACAAUACUCUGUUAAAUCUGAGUGGUUCAAGAAAAGAGAUAAUUUGAAACACAUAAUAUCCUCUUGGUGCAGAAAAAAGACUGAAACAGAAGUGUUCUGCUUCAUUUGUAGCAAAAACAUCUUGUGUGGAAAACAAGGUUUUUCUGCACUGACUCAGCAUACAAAUACUGAAAUGCACAUUAAAAAUGCUUCAGUAAAGCUUUGUGUACAACAAUUGGUAUUACAGCCCAAAGAAUCUGGAAAUUCCAUUUGCACCUCAGUAGUACCUCAUAAAUCAGUACCAUCUACAACAGGAUCUGGCUUGUCAUCUUCAGGAUUAAGCACAACAUCUUUAUCAACGCAUAUCACUACUUUAUCAGCUGGCACCCCAUCGUUAUCAACACCUAGCACUCCACCAAAUAGCUUGAAACUAUUAAGUUUAUUCAGCAGACGAGAGUCCUCUGCGAGAGCAGAAAUCAUAUGGGCGCUGAAGUCAGUGCAAAGUAAUUUUUCUCCAUAUGCUUGUGAUGAUUUGAAAGAAAUUUUUUCUGCCAUGUUUCCGGAUGCUGUGCCUGAACAAUUUUGUUUAGGUAAAACUAAACUAAGUUACCUAAUAACAGAAGCUCUCGGCCCUUACUUCCAUGAAAAUUUAAUUGCUGAUGUGAAGACAUCACCAUAUUCGUUACUGUAUGAUGAAACUACCAAUAAUUCAAAUCACAAAGAGUUACAGUUUGCGUUGAGGUUUUGGUCGGAAGACUAUCAAGAAAUUGUAUGUCGUCAUCUAAAAACUGUUUUUAUUGGACAUGCCACAGCCAAUGAUAUUAAAAAACAAAUAGAGAAUGCUUUACGUGAAUCUGGACUUUCACUGAAUAAGUUACUGAUGUUGGGAUCUGACGGUCCAAAUGUAAAUGCAAAAGUUUGGAAAAUGAUGAACCAAAAUUUAAUCGAAGAAAGAAAUAAAGGACUUAUCGAUAUUGGUACGUGCAAUUUGCACGUAAUACAUAAUGCGUUUUUGAAAGGUAUUGAGGAAUUUGGGGAAGUUGGUAAAGAAUUAAUUGUUGAUAUUUAUAGUUUUUUUAAAAAGUAUCCAGCACGAUGGGAGGAUUUUUCUUCAAUCCAACAAAAAUUGUGCUUAGAAAAGAAUCGCUUUAUUAAACACUCUUCAACAAGGUGGCUUACCCUUGGACCUGCAGCAGAAAGGCUACUUUCUCAAUGGCUAGCCGUUGAAGAAUACUUCUUCAAAUUUAUUCCUUUAAAGAACCAGUCACUAAUGAAGUGUCCAAAAUAUAAGCACAUAUCUGAAUCUCUAAAAUAUGUUGACAUUAAGGUUGAACUUGUGUUUUUAACUGAAAGUGCUGUCUUAUUUGAACCGUUUUUGAAGACUUUUCAGAAAUCAGAACCAUUAAUUCACAUUUUAUAUAGUGAAAUUAGUGAACUAUUAAAAAAAAUUGCUGGUCGCAUUUGUAAAACAAAUGAAAUUGAUAUUCAUAAAGUUAUUUCAGAUAACCAGCUAUUACCCAUCAAAGAUAUAUACUGUAGCAAACAAAUUAAAGAUCUUAGCAUGCGUUUUAAAGAUAAUGAAAAAAUGAAUUUCAGACAUAAUAUGCAGAAACACUAUCGUGCUGCUUUCAAUUAUUUAAUCAAGAAAACUUGUAUGGAUUCUGGAAAAUUUUUAUUUUAUUUUAAAUGUGUUCAACCAGAAGAAAUUGCCCAACCAAAAAGCCUUAAUUACGCUUGUCAAAUCGCAAAGUCUCUUACCUUUCUUGGUAUUGACGAUCUACAAAUCAGAGAUGAAUGGCUAAUUUUGCAGUCUCAACUGUUAUCUGCCAAUCUUGGGACAAAUAAACUACGAAUAGAUCAUUUUUGGAGAGAUAUUAUCUAUGCAAAAGAUUCAACAGGAAAAGUUAAAUACCCUACUUUAAGACUUUUUGUUAAAGCUUGUCUGUCUUUGUCUCACGGCAAUAGCGAUGUAGAGAGAUGUUUUUCUAUAUCUUCCAGGGUACUUACUCAAGAGAAAGCAUCAAUGUCUGAGAAAAUGUUAAAUGCUAGGCUUAAUAUAAAAGAUGGUAUACAAAAAUUUAAAAAUGUUUCAGAAGUACCAAUCACAAAAAAACUUUUAAGCUUAACCUAUAGUGCUGGUAAUUCAUAUUUUGCAUAUUUAGAAGAACAGAAAAAGGCUAAAGAAAGAGAGCUGAAGGAAGCUGCAGAAAAAGAAGAAGAAAAGAAAAAAUCUGAAACAUUGAAAGAAGAAGUUGAGAGAAAGAAAGAAGGGAUUAACAGUCUUGAAAAAAAGGCUCAAGUUUUAAUGGUGAAACAUCAAGAGAUACAAUCGUCAGCAGACUCUUUACUAAAAGAAGGAAAUGAGCGUUUAAAAGAAGCCGUUAAAAAAAAUGAUAGUGUUCAAAUAAGGAUUGCUCAAGGAUUAUUGGAAGCUGCUGAAAAAUUACGAGUAACUGAGAGAGAACAUGAAACUGAAUCGGUUAAAAUUAAUAAACUUGUUCACAAAAGGAAAACAAAUUUAAUUGAUUUCUAUACUAAAAGCCCCAAGAAAAUGUUUAAAAAAUAAUAAUUUUUACAUUUAAUACUACCUUGUGUGUUUUUUCCCACUUCAUUUUCAUUCAUAAAAUGCUUCGUUUUAUUAUUUGCAUUCAUAUUAUAAUUUUCCUCUCAUAUUAUUAUUUAAAACUAUUUAAGAAUGCAAAUUUUGUAUGUUAUAUGCUAAUUUUUUAUCUUAUAGUAAGGCUAAUUAAUGCAUAAAAGUAUCAUUUUUUUUAUAAUGCCUAAAAUUUUUAGUCCCUAGUUUUUUUUAAUUACAACUAUUGUUUCUUAGAUGAUAUCUGAAGCUUUAUGCCUAAUAAAGAAUAAAAUUCAAAAUAAAUAUUUUUAAAACGUU
Parasteatoda tepidariorum (common house spider) is the source of this 3659-nucleotide messenger RNA. RefSeq lists its product as uncharacterized. NCBI's taxonomy places the organism in Eukaryota, Metazoa, Arthropoda, Arachnida, Araneae, Theridiidae. The record is from RefSeq and is a predicted model, not a curated record.